Molecule: messenger RNA, 6017 nt
Organism: Ixodes scapularis (black-legged tick)
Lineage: Eukaryota; Metazoa; Arthropoda; Arachnida; Ixodida; Ixodidae
Gene: Sema5c
Product: semaphorin-5A
Exons: 20
Coding region: 727-3759 (1010 amino acids)
Biological process (GO): negative regulation of axon extension involved in axon guidance; semaphorin-plexin signaling pathway; neural crest cell migration
Molecular function (GO): chemorepellent activity; semaphorin receptor binding
Source: RefSeq, a predicted model, not a curated record
AGGGAGCAGGGCGGCAGGGCAGCAGGCAGUCUACGGGGAUCAAGCAGCUCGACAGCGUCGAGAGGCAAAGGAGAGAGGAGAAACCGACGCUCUCCUCCACUGGUUCCCGCUCCCCGCGCUCUUUCGCGUGACUCUUUCUCAUUUUCGCCUCCCUCUCGCUUCUCUCCCUCGAUGUUUUUUUUCUUUCGAGUUCCGCUAGGUUUGUCUGCGAACUUGAGAGCCGCGUCCGCCGUCCGCCAUACUGUCGGCGGCCACCGACGUCUGCGGUGUGGUGCUCCCUGUUGUCGGCUGGGGACUGCUAGCCUUCGCGCGCUCGGUGAUCGUUGGUGCGUGCCUCGAUUGCGAGACCGGAUUACGUCUUCUGGGGAACGAGCGAGCAGCUGACUCUCCCCCCCUUCCCCCGCUAUCGACUGUCAACAUCGAGUCGUCAGCUGUUGUUUUCCUGCGUCGGUUUUCUCGUUGGUGCGCCUGGUUGUUCACCUGGAUCGUCUGUGUUACUAGUACUGCCCCGCCCCCUUUCGUGUGGAUUGAUCGGUUCCUGUCUUGGGACGACUCAGACUUCGCCUGCUGCGCGUCAGGAAUCCUCAAACACGUCACGGUCUCGAUGGCCGGCAGCCCCAGCUCGAGAUGAGGAUCGCGGUAGAUGAGGCGAUGGGGAGCCGGACGACCUGGUGCGGCCGUCGCCCGGGCAACUGACCGACGCCCCGCGCACUCCGCAACGGAGCCAUGGCCGCCACGUCUUCGUUGCCCAGGCUCCGAUUCCCGCUUGUACGGCACGCGCCCCAGCUGGCGCUGCUCUGGUGGGCCCUGCUUUGCACCGCAGGACCUGCGACAUCGGCCUACGUCACGGUCUCGGAAAAGGAUUUAGACGGCAAGAUGGAACGGUUCAGUCACGGAGACACCGCACACUUCACGAAACUCCUGUUCGACAUCAACAGGUACCAGCUUAUCGUAGGAGCACGGGAUCACUUGUUUCGCCUGAGUUUAGAAGGGUUCAAGAAGUUGGAAGAAGUAAACGUACAAGCUCCGAAUACUGCUGUCAAGAUAUGUCGAUUAAAAGGACGGUCGGAGGAGGACUGCAGAAACUACUUCAAGGUGCUCCUGUCCCACAAUGGCCAACUGUUCAGCUGUGGGACAAAUGCAUUUGCACCCAAGUGUACGUGGAGAGAUAUCAAUUCCCUGGUGAACGUGAUUCAGCAGGUGGACGGAGUGGGCUAUGCUCCAUACAGCCCACACUCCAACAGCAGCGAACUGAUGACGGUGCAGGGGGACUACUACGUGGCUGCUCCGCUCGAUUUCUCCGCCAGGGACUACGCGCUGUACCGCGGCAUGGGCAAGGGCCGCUCUCUGCGGACGCCAACCUUUGACCACAAGUGGCUAAGCGAACCAAGCUUUGUGGGGUCCUUCGAGAUUGGAGAGUUUGUCUACGUCUUCUACCGGGAGUCUGCGGUGGAAUUUAUGAACUGCGGAAAAGCGGUGUACUCCCGGGUUGCCAGGGUGUGCAAGAACGACCAGGGCGGCAGGCUGAGCCUGAAAGACAACUGGACCACCUUCCUCAAGGCUCGACUCAACUGCUCCCUGCCGGGGCUCUUUCCCUUCUACUACAACGAGAUACAGAGCGUGCACUACUUGGAGGACGAGGAGCUCUUCUACGCCACAUUCACGACGGGAGAGAACAGCAUUUAUGGGUCUGCAAUCUGCGCCUUCAACAUGUCCGCCAUCAGACGAGCGUUUGACGGGCCACUGAAGUUCCAAGCAAAUUCCAAAGCCGCAUGGGAACGUUCACUGACAUCUGGCAAGCAAUUUCAGUGCGAUAAACCGCGAGAUGACACCCAAGUGCUGGAGGCACGGAACUACCAGCUGACCGAUGAUGCUGUCCAGGCAGCAAGCCCCCGCCCUUUCUACACCGGGGAGCUGGAGAGGCUGACGCACAUCACGGUCGACGUGGUGCCCACCAAAUACAACCACGAUGGCGUCCACGUGAUCUUCGCUGCUACUCUGGAGGGGACCAUCAAGAAGCUGAUGGUAGUGCCGAGGGUGCUCGAAACAUGCCUCAUAGAGGAACUGACCCCGUUCCCGCCCAGGACUCGCCACAUCUACACCAUGAAGCUUCUCAAGGACACUAGCUCGCUGUACCUUGGAACGGAUAAAGAGGUCCUGCGAAUCAUUCUUCACCGGUGUGAACAGUACAGAACAGAGGAGUCCUGCCUAGGAUCCAUGGAUCCUUACUGUGGGUGGAACAAGCACCAGCUGUCUUGUACCACUGCCCCACAGCGCAAUCCACUCAGCACAGUCUGGAAGCAGGACCAGACAGCGUGUCCAGAAAGCAAUGUUCCUGUGGAUGGAGGUUGGAGUGGCUGGAACAGCUGGCAGGAGUGCGACCAGGUUGGCAAAGACCCAAUGGGAGACCGCUGCCUGUGCCGCUCCAGAGCGUGCGACAGCCCAGCGCCGCUCAACGGUGGGAAGCCCUGCGAGGGAUCUUCACUGGAAGUCACCAACUGCACACAGAAUGGGCAAUGGACAGAGUGGUCUGCCUGGUCGGCCUGCUCCCAGAGCUGCGGCAUAGCAGUCAAGUCCCGCCGCAGGACGUGCAGCAACCCCAAGCCCAAGCACGGAGGCCGAGUCUGCCUGGGGCCCGAGCAGGAGCAGAUCUACUGCAGCUCCAACCCACCCUGUCCCGUACCGACCACCCCGGCAGUGACGCGACAGAGCAGCUGGUCCGAGUGGGGUGCGUGGAGCGAGUGCAGCGCCCAGUGCGGGGGUGGGUUCCAGUGGCGCCGGCGACAGUGCCACUCGCCCAAGGGCCGGGACGGCUGCGGGGGUGGCUGUGAGAGCGACUACCGGGCCUGCAACACCCAUGCCUGCUCGGAGAAGCGCCGCUCAUCCAACUGGACCAGCUGGAUGCGGGUGAAUGCCACCCGGGAGGGCCACUUCGAGCAGCGCUUCCGCUUCACUUGCCGUGCCAAUGUGGCAGACGACAACCUGUUGCACAUGGGCAGCAUCAAGAAGGAGGAGCGCUACUGCCACGAGACAUCCAAGAGCUGCAUGGACGCCGCGUACCUGAGCAACAUCGAUGGUGACUGGUCAGAGUGGGGAGAAUGGUCCCAGUGCUCGGUACCCUGUGGGGGUGGCGUCCAGCUCCGUGAGCGGCUGUGCGACAGCCCCAGACCCUCCGGCAAAGGCGCCGAAUGCCAGGGCCCCUCUAGAGAGCAGCGAGACUGCAACAUCCAUGAAUGCCACAGUCCCCCUACCGCGGAGGAUGAAGAGUGGACUGAGUGGUCCGUGUGGUCGCUGUGCGACCACAACAACGAGCAGCACAGGCGCAGGACCUGCACCGUUUUGGAUCCCAGCCCCGAGCAGUGCAGAGGGUCCACCCGUGAGAGCCGCAUGUGCAUCGCCGGCCAGGACAGCAUUGCCAGCGUGCCCCGGAUGCAGGAGACGCGCGAGAUCUCCACGGGUAUCAGGGUGGAGCACCUGGUGGGUGCCUGCAUCGCCUGCUUGGCCCUGGGGGCCCUGGUGGGGGCACUGGGGACUUACCGCUACGCCAAGCGGAGGGGGGGCCGAGGGGCCGGCGGCAUUCCCAAGCACCUGGGCACGCCCCUGGUGCAGGCCGAGGGGAACACCUACGUUCCCCCGUCCCAGUUCAAGAACAACUUCUCCACGCUCACGAGCACCACAUCACCCAGCAAGUUGCAGCGAGAAGCCACCAUCAAGAGGAAUGGCUUCAGGGCGCAGCUGCAACUGGACCAAAACUUCUAAGUGCCUCGCGUACCGGCAUCGGACGCAAUAUGCGGCGCGGGACGACGGUGCUUUUCCAGCGUGCACUGCCGGAAGCCGGUUUAAAACAUGGAACGUUUUGAACUGGAGUGAAACAAAGAAGCCUGCCUGUGGUACGCGGUGAAGCGUUGACACGGUUAUGUUGGUAGAACAUCAUUAAUGAUUUUACGAGACACGAGCCAGCAGAAUGGAAUGCCACCUCGAAGAUGGAAGAAAGUCCAGCUCACCGACUUUGUGGUGCUUCCGACUUUAUACUCCGGCGGAGGUGAAAGAGGCGUUGAAUCAGCGGGACAGAUAGUUUUAGCUUCUUUCGUGCAUGUGUGUGUGUGUGUGUGUGCGUGUGUGCGCAUUUCUUAAGAGCAGCUAGGAGUGAAGAUUAUCCACAUGAAAGGACAGGAGAUGAAUUAAGGGUAAAGACAAUUGCGUUCACUGGACUGGCGAAAUCAUUCGGAGGUGUCAAAUGAAUUGGCCAAGCAUCGAUGUGUGUGCAUACAUAUGUUUAUCCAGCUGCAGGUUUGAAUGUGGUAAGACCCAAUAGUGCCUGGAUAUUCUUCCAUUUCUACAUAUGUAUAGUGUGAAAUGGUGCUGCAUACUUCGAACAGAAUGUGUCUUUUGGACUGCCAUGAACAGCCAGUGGGUGAAUGUGAAGCAGCAGUAGCAAGAUUCAAUGUACAAAGAGAGUGAGAGAUAGAGAGAGAGACAGACUUAUUUUGGAAGUGUAAGCCACACUAAGUCAGCCGGCAGUGUGAAAUGUGAAAUAUACAUGUUUUGAUUGCCAGUCUGAGAAGAUGGGACCAAACACUAAGAUCAAGAAGCACUGCCAAGAUGUGCAUUUAUGAACAAAAUGAUGUGUAUUUGCAAUUCUGACCUCCCCCACCUUGUCCUUACGAGAGAUUUAAAAAAGACAAGUUUGGAAAUAGAUGUUUGUUUUGAAAGUUAAUACCCACCUCUCUUGGACGUAAUCGUUCUGGAAAGAUGAAUAAGGGGUGCUAAGAUUCGGGUAAAUGUGGUGACUAAGGUAUGUCGUGUUUCUAUGGGUGAUAAUCGAUCCGACUAACAAAUCGUUGUGUUCGUGGUACAGCUUCAAAUCAUUAGGGGUGUGCGAAUAGUGGUUCGAAUCGAAUAGCACAACGUCAUUUAUAGUCUUUGCGGUGCAAAGGAAAGCCGAUGCAACCUGCUCUCUUUGCGCUGUUGAUGGUAGGGAUGACACUGUGCUAUUCGAUUCGAACCACUAUUCACACACCCCUACAAAUCAUGUCCGUAAUGUUGCAUAACCGUGGUGGUUUCAUUCCAUUGUCUGUCAUUUGUUUCCUAGCCGACUACAGCGCUAUACUUGCGAAAAUCCAUUGAAGUAAUUGAUAAUGCAGUUCAAAUUCACAAUGCAAGUCGGUAAUAAGUCAAACUCCAUCUGAUCACCAGGUUAGGUAUAUAUGUACUGUCAAUGACAUCGCUAGUUAGGCAGGCUUUUAGAAUGCUGAAGCUACUGUACUUUUUCCUUGCUUAUUUUAUAUGGGGUUUGUAGAUAGAGUAACCUGGAUGCGACCUACUGAACAAAGUUUCUGUAUAUAGAAGGCUGUAAAUAUUCAGUGUAAAUCUGUCCUUGACUGUACAGACCUCGCUCAGUGCAAGCAAAGUAAAUGGAUGUGGGAGAGACAAACAAAUGACAGUUUACUCAUUCAAAGUGCCAAAAAGAAAGUUGCCUAUUUUUGUAUUCUUUCUUUAAUCUUUCUUCCAAAUAAUGCCUUUUGGCUAAUGAAGGAAUAAUUUGAUAAAAAAUAUAUGUUAGUGCACCAUACAUUUACACCUGAGCCACUAGCUCACCUGCAUCUUUUCUCGGUCAUAGUGCAUUCUGCAUUUGUUUUAAAACUUUAUCACAAAGUAACGAGUUUAGACUAGAACGAAAUCUUUGUAAAGUGAAUUUAGAUCACGGAGGCUGUGAACCCCCAGAAAUUGCAGCCCGAUGGAAGUGCGUGCCGAAUUCUGUUAUAUAAAGCAUAAACUUUUCUCAGAGAAAGAUAAGUCACAAUAUAUGUUUUCAUAAAGUAUCAUAAGGAACCCUUCCUGAAUGUUUUCAGACAUUUUAUGCUGAACCAUAACUUCAAGACUGUUACACAAGAUGCACGAUGUCAUCGUCGACUGCCCUUUGAAAUAUGUUCAAAUUGUAGUUCGAUUUGUUUUGUUUUUUUGUUUUUUUACUAUUGUGAGUGUGCCUUAAUAAAGUAUAGUGAAGACAAUGGUUC